UACCUUCAGAAAUCGGCUACUUAACAUCUCUUCGGGAGUUAUAUGUUGGUGGUAACAAUUUGAAUGGUAUGGUUCAAGUUCUUAUCACAUAAAUUUGUGUAAAUAAGAUUUUAUUAGUUUCAUGACACUUUUUUUGCCAGGAAUACUACCACAUGAGAUUGGCCAUCUUCAGAGUCUGGUUACGUUUGGUGCUGAACGAAAUGAGAUUGCGGGCUCAAUUGAUUUCAAUAUUUUCAUGAAUAUGUCUUCUCUGCAAAACAUAAAUCUAGGGCGCAACAAAUUCACGGGGAACCUUUCAAGGGAUGUCGGGAAUAUUACCAUGCUAGCAUAUUUGGAUCUCUCGGAAAGCCAUUUUACAGGGCUUAUUCCCACUGAAUUUGGCCAACUUUACCAUUUGGAGACAUUACAAUUAAACUUUAACAGCUUGAGUGGUUCGAUUCCACAUGAGCUCUUUAACAUUUCAACUCUUCGGAUUCUUUCACUUACUGCCAAUGCUCUGUCAGGGGUUCUUCCAACCCAUUUAUGCCAUGCCUCUCCCUCUCUCGAAGAAGUUUAUCUUGGCGGAAAUUCUAUCACCGGAGCAAUACCCAACUCCAUCUCUAACUAUUCUCAACUCACAAUUCUCGCACUUCAUGUAAACAAAUUAAGUGGUUAUAUACCUACUCAUCUCGGCAACCUAAAAAAUCUCCAACGUCUUACUCUGUUCAGCAACAAUCUUACCCAGGCACCAUCUUCUUCCUUCAUUACUUCAUUGACAAAUUGCAAGUCUCUAACAACUUUGUCAAUUGCUGAUAAUCCUCUAAAUGGUGUCAUUCCAGCUUCUUUCGGGAACUUAUCUUCCACACUUCAAACAUUCACUGCCGGCAACUGCAAAUUCAGUGGCAUCAUUCCUGUUGAAAUAGGCAAUCUAAGCAAUAUGAUGGUAUUAGAUUUAUUUGGGAAUGAGUUAUUUGGUAAUAUUCCACUAACUAUAAGCCAUUUACAUGAACUUCAAGGAUUAUAUCUGUAUAAUAACAUGUUGGGAGGUUCAAUACCACAUGCUAUAUGUGAUCUAUUCCGCCUCGACACUUUAGAUAUGAGCCAGAAUCAAUUUUCAGGCCCAAUUCCUAAAUGUCUGGAAAAUGUCUCUUCUAUAAGAAUUCUUCAUCUAGGCUCCAACAUGUUGAAUUCAAGCAUACCUUCAAGCUUAUGGGGCCUAAAAGAUUUGAACUCUCUAGACUUGUCCUCAAAUUCAUUAAAUGGGUUCUUACCACAAGAGAUAAGUAGCUUAGGAGCAGCAAUAUAUAUAAACCUAUCGAUGAAUCAGUUGUCAGGGUCAAUUCCUAGCACUAUUGGGAAGUUGCAGAAUUUGAUUAAUCUGUCUUUGGCAAAUAAUAGACUAGAAGGUUCUAUUCCUGUGUCUAUGGGAAGCAUGAUCAAUUUGGCAAAUCUCGAUUUGUCAUACAACAACCUCUCUGGUUCAAUUCCAAAGUCUUUAGAAGAACUUCAACACCUCGACUACUUUAAUGUCUCUUUCAAUAGUUUAAGUGGAGAAAUUCCUAAUGAAGGUUCUUUUAGAAACUUCACUACGGAUUGUUUUAAGGGUAAUGAGGCAUUGUGUGGAAUCCCCAAGUUCCAUGUCCAAAUUUGCUCUUCAAUUUCUAAUCACAGAUCAAAGAGAAAGAAGGUGGAACGAGCUUCAUUUAUUGUUUUCGGGGUUGUGGCUUUCAUCUCAGUUGUUUCUUUGGCCUUUAUAAUUGUAAGAAACAAAAGGAAAGAUAAGACGACUAGAAGAGAAGUUGAUGAGCUGAAAUCCAUUGUGCCGGAAAGAAUCUCUUAUUAUGAACUGCUGCAAGCAACACAAAGAUUCAAUGAAAGCAAUUUACUUGGCACCGGGAGUUCUUGCUCUGUUUAUAAGGGAAUUCUUAACAAUGGGAAGGAUAUCGUUGUCAAGGUGUUUAAUAUGCAUCUAGAAGGUAUUUCGAGAAUAUUUGAUGUCGAAUGUGAGAUACUACGUAGCAUUCGACACAGGAAUCUGACAAGCGUCAUAAGCAGUUGCUCCAAUGAAGAGUUCAAGGCAUUAGUACUUGAAUAUAUGCCAAAGGGAAACCUUGAAAAAUGGUUAUAUUCCCACAACUAUUACUUGAAUAUGAUGGAAAGAUUGAAUAUAAUGAUUGAUGUUGCAUCUGCUUUGGAGUAUCUUCACCACGGUUAUUCAAUGCCCAUUGUCCACAGCGACUUGAAGCCUAGUAAUGUGCUGUUAGAUGAAGACAUGGUUGCCCAUGUAAGCGACUUUGGGAUAGCAAAGUUGUUAUGCGAUGGAGAUAGCUUUGUGUUAACCAACACGCUAGCAACAUUCGGUUACAUCGCUCCAGGUGAAGUUUCUCUAAAUAUAUCGAUUGCACUUCACUUUCAAUCAAUUAAUUGUGUCUUCCUUACUGCACAUAUCAUGAUUUUUGUUGUUCCAGAGUAUGGCUUGGAAGGGCUAGUUUCAACAAGGUGUGAUGUUGAUAGAAACUUUUACGAGAAAAAGGCCUAG
Molecule: messenger RNA, 2518 nt
Organism: Salvia miltiorrhiza (redroot sage)
Lineage: Eukaryota; Viridiplantae; Streptophyta; Magnoliopsida; Lamiales; Lamiaceae
Product: LRR receptor-like serine/threonine-protein kinase EFR
Exons: 2
Coding region: 122-2518 (798 amino acids)
Biological process (GO): protein phosphorylation
Molecular function (GO): ATP binding; protein binding; protein kinase activity
Source: RefSeq, a predicted model, not a curated record